GUGAGAAGCCUCUUAUAAACCAGCUCUUUUGGGUGUGCAAAGUGAAAGUAUACAAGAAUCUGAAACUGAAAGAAACUGAAUUGAUUAGUAUUUUAUUUGUUUUCUGUAAAUGCAAUUUAAGGAGAAUCUAACAUCCCAGUAUACUAGCUAGAACCUAUUGGUUAAUAGGAUUGUAUGGUCUGGUAUAUAUUCGUUUUUUUUUAACGCUCUGAAAGAUUAAAAACAUGGGCGUAGUAGGAGGAGGUGUAAGUUUUGUGAAAUACCUGAUGUUUGCCUUUAAUUUCUUAUUUUGGCUGGCAGGUACAGGUGUCCUGGCGGUUGCACUCUGGCUGCGCUUCGACAAGAGGACUGAAGGCCUUUUCCAAGCCCAGGACUCUCCCACUGCCUUCUACACAGGGGUUUACAUCCUGAUUGUGGCCGGGGCCCUGAUGAUGGUGGUUGGCUUCCUUGGCUGCUGUGGAGCAAUCCGAGAGUCCCCGUUCAUGCUGGGAUUGUUCUUUUUUUUCCUGCUUCUCAUAUUUGCAGCAGAGGUGGCUGCUGGGAUAUGGGGACUGUCCAAUAAAGAUAAGAUUGUGGACGAGCUGAAGAGUUUCUACAAAGAGACCUACAAUAACUAUGAAACGACGAAGCAGGACGCGCUGAAGGAGACACUGCGAGCCAUCCAGUUCAGCCUUCAAUGCUGUGGUACCACUGGAACUGUGUUUAAUGCUGCCCAAGACACCUGCCCGAAAAAGGAGGGACUGCAGGUUCUGAUCACAACGAGUUGCCCAGCUGCCAUAGACGACCUGUUCAACUCCAAGCUGCACAUUAUUGGAGGUGUUGGAAUUGGUAUUGGUGUGAUCAUGAUCUUUGGCAUGAUCUUCAGCAUGCUGCUGUGCUGCGCCAUCAAACGAACCCGCGAUAUUGUGUAAAGAGCCUCCAGACGCCUCCCUAUCGCCGCUUCCUGUCUGUUGAAUUUUAAAGCUUUCAAGCUAGGGUCAUGUGUUCAUCGCCAGUGACCACCGCUUCAGCACCCCUUAAAAUGUUACUGUGUUUUCUGAUUCUGGCAGGCGACAGCCUCUUACACUGAAAAUGUUACUGCAGGCCGUUCAUGAGCUGACCGAGUACUGAAUUGGUGUUGGGUGCUUUUCACCACAGCAAAAUGGCCUUGCUUUCUUGUUCUUUUGGAAUAUAUGUAUAAAUAAGCUCUUGUACACAUUUUAUAACGCUUUAUUUUAAGAGAUUUAUGAUUUUAAUAAAUAUUAUCCCCAUAUAUAUCAGUACUGCACUGUUGAUGGAUAAUGGUUUAAAUACCUAAUAAAGUGAUCUAAUACGUUCUAUAAUUAAA
Molecule: messenger RNA, 1327 nt
Organism: Astyanax mexicanus (Mexican tetra)
Lineage: Eukaryota; Metazoa; Chordata; Actinopteri; Characiformes; Acestrorhamphidae
Gene: cd9b
Product: CD9 molecule b
Exons: 8
Coding region: 225-911 (228 amino acids)
Cellular component (GO): membrane
Source: RefSeq, a predicted model, not a curated record